Messenger RNA from Pieris macdunnoughi, 315 nucleotides. NCBI's taxonomy places the organism in Eukaryota, Metazoa, Arthropoda, Insecta, Lepidoptera, Pieridae. The record is from the annotation of a GenBank genome assembly.
AUGCUCGCUUGGGGAGCAGGGCGAGGGUCGGCCGGCCCCUCGCUGCCCCCCAAGAAACCAGAACUCAGCGAUACGGACAGCGAAGCCCAGAGCGCGCUGCUCACCAGCGCCGCCGCCCUGGCUAGAAGACGGCGCGCCGUAAAAUUAAAACGAAAGAUCACCUUCAAAGUUUCAAGGAAAUUGACCACGACGGCUCAAGCCGAGAGAGUCUCGUGGGAGACGCCCUUGCGCGGGACAAGCCUAUUUCCGGCCGAGCUCGAACUUAAAACCGCCCGAGCAGAGCUGGCCCUACAGGCCAACAGCGAUUUUCGAUAA